Molecule: messenger RNA, 471 nt
Organism: Kickxella alabastrina
Lineage: Eukaryota; Fungi; Kickxellomycota; Kickxellomycetes; Kickxellales; Kickxellaceae
Product: ubiquitin-conjugating enzyme E2 J2
Exons: 1
Coding region: 1-471 (156 amino acids)
Source: RefSeq, a predicted model, not a curated record
AUGGCCUCGAAGACCGCCACCAAGCGCCUGACCAAGGAGUACGCCCUGAUGAAAAAGUCGCCGCCGGAUUUCAUCACAGCCAAGCCUCUGGAAAAGAACAUCCUCGAGUGGCACUACAUCAUCACCGGGCCGCCGGACACGCCGUACGAUGGCGGCGAGUACCACGGUCGUUUGAUUUUCCCGGCAGACUACCCGUUUGCGCCGCCGUCCAUCCAGAUGAUCACGCCCAGCGGCCGCUUCGUCCCCUCGGCCAAUAUCUGCACAUCCAUGAGCAACUACCACCCGAACACGUGGAAUCCCGGGUGGUCCGUCGCUACUAUCAUCACUGGCCUGCUGUCCAUGAUGACCGGCGACGAGCACACCACUGGUGCGACGACCGGCGUUACUGAUUACGAGAAGAGGGAAUUUGCUGCAAAAUCAAAGGAAUUUAAUCUCGCUAAUUCUGUGUUCAAGAACGCCUUUGGCUGCUGA